AUGGGUGUUUGUGCUUUUUGCACUUGCCAUCCACAAUGUGGAUGCCAACCGCAUCAGCACGCACUCCAUCGACACCAGCGGAAGCGCUGUCAUGAAAGAGGAGGGACCAGGGGGUCCGCCGCAUCGAAGAGUCCACAGACAUCGGAUGAACCGGAGAACAGCACGGACCAGGCAGGCCUGAGCGACGCUGCCUCCGCAGUGAUCGCCGCACUGAACCAGUACGUUGCCAAUCAGAAGUCCAGCUCUGAUUCUCGAAUCGACCAGCAACGGGCACAGUCCAUCGAGCUGUUGAAGCAGCCAGCUGCUGAACAGAUUGUUGCUUACAUCGAGCAGCAGGCUUCGACUAUCGAGCAGUUGCGCCGGGAGAAAGCGCAGUUGAGGGGCUACUUUGAGUGGAACAUCACCAGUGAAGAUUACUCGGGCCUGGCGAAUGGCGAGUCCGUAGACAGUCCUCACUUCAGCCUAGGGCUCGGGAGCGAGUUUUGGCUCAGGUACUAUCCGAAAGGGGUUGCAAAUCUGCAGAUUGGUGGACGAGCAUCCCUCUUUUUAGUGAGCAACGUGAAGGCUGUUGUUUGGGCAACUCUCGCUGUGGACUCCGCCAUAGAAACAAUGAGUCCUUCAAGCCGCACGUUUAUGUACAGCACUGGCUAUCUAAAUAUGUGCGCAUCGGGGAAGCACCAUCUACUAUUUGCGCAUAUCACGAAGGUGGAGUUCGAGAGUCCUCUGAACUUCACCGGCCGGUGA
Molecule: messenger RNA, 744 nt
Organism: Symbiodinium sp. CCMP2456
Lineage: Eukaryota; Dinophyceae; Suessiales; Symbiodiniaceae
Source: the annotation of a GenBank genome assembly